CCCCCCAGCAGCAGCAGCAGCAGCAGCAGCAGCAGCAUGGGAAGGAAAUCCCUGGUCCUCCUGGUUUCUUGUGCCCUUCUCGCCUACCUUGUGUACACGCCUCUUCCAGAGAACGUCGAACAGCCAUGGAAACUGAUGAUGACUUGUGCUUUCUUUAGGUUUCAGAUGCAGCUGUCGGCCCUUCUGGAAACACUGGGCUUUGGACAUCAUCUGCUCUUGAACCUCUUUAAAGUCCCCCCGACAGCAGAUGAGAAUGUCACAGUGAUGGACACUCUCUUCAAUAAAGUUCCAGUUCGAGUCUUUGAGCCGAAGCAGAAGUCGUCUACCAUGAGAAGAGCUGUGUUUUAUAUUCAUGGUGGUGGCUGGACCACAGGAGAUGCUACUUGGCUUCUAUAUGAUGAAUUGGCAAGAAAGAUGGUGAACAAACUCGAUGCUGUUGUCGUAUCAACUAACUACAGACUAUCACCCCAGUAUCACUUUCCAACUCAAUUUGAAGAUGUAUAUGACGCCUUAAGGUGGUUCUUGAGGAAGAAAGUCCUUUCAGAGUACGGCGUGGAUCCCACCCGCAUCUGUAUUGCCGGAGAUAGUGCUGGGGGAAAUUUAGCUGCAGCUGUCACUCAGAAGCUUCUAGAUGAUCCAGACAUCAAAAUAAAAAUCAAAAUUCAGUCUUUAAUUUAUCCUGCUCUUCAGGCUCUUGAUAUGGAUUUACCCUCACAUCGAGAAAAUGGCGAUAUGCCCAUCCUGAAAAAAUAUGAAAUGGUUGUAUUUUGGAGUAUGUAUUUUACCUCAGACGAGGCCCUAAAAGAAGCCAUGCUCGCCAACCAACAUGUGCCCGUGGAAUCAAGCCAUCUCUUCAAGUUUGUUAACUGGAGUACUCUGCUUCCUGAGAGGUUUAAAAAAGGACAUCUUUACGCCAAUCCCGUUCAUGGACGCUCUGAUCUCAUAAAAAACUACCCUGGAUUUCUAGAUGUCAGGGCAUCCCCCCUGUUAGCUGAUGAUUCUAAGUUACAGGGUCUACCUUUGACCCAUAUCCUCACCUGUCAGUAUGAUGUCUUAAGAGAUGAUGGGCUCAUGUACCUCUCCCGCCUUAGGGCUGCAGGGGUCCAGGUGGUCCAUGAACAUGUGGAAGAUGGCUUCCAUGGCAUCCUGUUAUUCAGUAACUCACUAAUGAAUUUUAGAGCAAGCCAUAGGGUAGCCAACAAGUAUCUGAAGUGGCUGGAGGAGAAUCUCUAGGGAUAAUUCAGCUGUGCCCUUCCACCUAGAGUCAGUCCCUGCUGUGUGUAGGUCACAAGUUUGGCUGCUGGCAGGGGUGGGGGAAAAUUGAGAACAGGGGUUAGAAACCGGACUAAGACAUGGUUUGGUCAGCCCCAGAGAUAAGAUUUGUGCUCAAAUCGCUGCAAUUCAAAAUGAAAGGGAGAAAACCUGCAGACUGAUGUAUUGCCAAGUCAAAUAUUCUAAGUGUUUAGGAGAAGUUCAAAGCAGAUGAGAUGGGGGGCCAAGGAUGAUCAGUGAAUCAGUCUAUUCUAAGAACCUGCUCUACAACUCCAAAGACAUACUGCACAUGCUAACCAAGAUGUCCAAAGAAGAAAAUGUAAAUGGAUUCUGCCGACCUUAAAACAUUAUAAACGUCAGUGGUUAUUGUGAUAA
Messenger RNA from Sarcophilus harrisii (Tasmanian devil), 1647 nucleotides. Its product is annotated as arylacetamide deacetylase. Gene Ontology annotation, cellular component: membrane. Gene Ontology annotation, molecular function: carboxylic ester hydrolase activity. Lineage: Eukaryota; Metazoa; Chordata; Mammalia; Dasyuromorphia; Dasyuridae. The record is from RefSeq and is a predicted model, not a curated record. The transcript is spliced from 5 exons. The coding region runs from base 37 to 1233 and encodes 398 amino acids.